UGCCAUAAGGGAGGAAUCAAAGGGUUGUGCAAGAAGGUUGGGAUACAGGAUGAUGUGGCAGAGGUUACGCCGUAAAGGAAUUUAUGUGAAAAGGGAUCAAGUGGCUAUGUGCAUGAAGGUACUUGGCUUAGAAAAUGCCCCUCCUUUGAAGAAGAGAAAGCAUCAACAUUGUUAUAUAAGCAAGGGGCCAAAUAGUACUUGGCACAUAGAUGGGAAUGAUAAASUGAGCCAUUGGGGAUUUUUCGUGCAUGGUGCGGUAGAUGGAUACAGUAGGAAAAUCUUGUGGAUGAACAUCUUUGUUACAAAUAAGKAUCCAUGGCUAAUUGGAAAGUUUUUCAUGGACACUGUAGAGAGCCUUGAUGUCUGUCCUUGUAGAGUCCAAGGUGACCGAGGGAAUGAAAAUCCAAUUGCUGGAAAAUGCCAGAUGUUUCUUAGAAGAAAUCACACUGAUUUACAAGCAGGCGAAAAGAGCUAUUUCACAAGCUCUUCAUCUCAUCUAAACCAG
Molecule: messenger RNA, 505 nt
Organism: Exaiptasia diaphana
Lineage: Eukaryota; Metazoa; Cnidaria; Anthozoa; Actiniaria; Aiptasiidae
Exons: 5
Source: RefSeq, a predicted model, not a curated record